Megalobrama amblycephala (Wuchang bream) is the source of this 4828-nucleotide messenger RNA. It is a transcript of the gene cdh10a, whose product is annotated as cadherin 10, type 2a (T2-cadherin). The coding region runs from base 1506 to 3863 and encodes 785 amino acids. Gene Ontology annotation, biological process: cell morphogenesis; homophilic cell-cell adhesion; cell-cell junction assembly. The transcript is spliced from 11 exons. The record is from RefSeq and is a predicted model, not a curated record. Lineage: Eukaryota; Metazoa; Chordata; Actinopteri; Cypriniformes; Xenocyprididae. Gene Ontology annotation, molecular function: calcium ion binding; cadherin binding. Gene Ontology annotation, cellular component: plasma membrane; adherens junction; catenin complex.
CAAAGUUUCAAUUGUGUAGGAAGUCUAUGUCUAUUCUGUCUAUGAAGGGACAGAAUGCACUCAAAUUUCAUUAAAAAUAUCUUCAUUUGAGUUCCGAACAUGAACAAAAGUCUUAUGGGUUUGGAUUGGAAUAACAUUACGGUCAGUAAAUGAUGACAGAAUUUUCAUUUUUGGGUGAACUAACCCUUUAGCUCAUGGAAAUUUUUGAUUUCAUCAUUUAAUGUUGGGCAUGCAGGAAUAUGGACAGUCUAGUCAUCUAUAUACAAUCACAACCUGCUGGCAAGACAGAAUAUUAUAAUUAAUUUACAUUAAAAGUCGGCAUGAAAUGAAAGUUGCAAUAAACUUUUCUUCCCUAUUGUGAUAUAUAUUUGAGUGACAUGGCUUCUCAAACCAGAAAAAAUGUAGGGCGGGAUUUGACUUUGUCCAUUGGAAACUGAUUGGAUCGAUGUGGUUUGCUAUUUCUGUGCUAUUUCUAUCUCAUGUGAGUGACAGGUUUAAUUAGAGAUUAUGAGGGCACAUGAACUUAUGUACUUAAAUUAUAAGUUAAGGAUAAAUCAUUUAUAAUAAGUACUGCAAUCUUCUAUAAAAAAAAAAAAUACUGUCAAUUUUGAUUUCAUAGUGAAAACACAAGUUACGUCACAAAAUUUUGUUCAGUGAAAUACAUUAACAUUAACAAUAAUUUUAAAUACAUUAACAUUCACUUUAAGACUGAAUGCACGGAUCCAAUAUACUGUUACACACGCGUUUUCUUUCUCAACUCUUUAUGUUCACUUAAGACAUAAAUGACUGUGUGUACGAGGAUAUUUUGAAAUUAUUUUGUGUGAAUUUGUCCAUUUGUCCAAGUGCAAGAAGAAGCAAAAGAGAACUCAAUUCAGUAUUCGUGGACUAGACGGAAAACAGUGCCAAACUGAGUUCAGAAAUCAAUAAGCGGAAUCGAAAUUCCAGAACUGGAAUUGUUUUUUGAUUCCCAACCCAUAUCUAUAUACUGUUACUGCUCAUUAGUCUAUUAUUUUUAUUUACCCGUAGUCAAUGUCUUUAAAAUUCCGUAAAUAACAGAACAUUUUUGGUUAACCCAUGAUAACAGUCUGCCCUGUCCUUAACCCAGACCUGGUGUAGAAUGCCAUCUUAGCCAUGUUUACCGACGCAAGCAUUUCUGUUAAUUACACCGGCAUGUUAUAUGCAAGGUUUGGUGUGAGGCUACAUGUUUGAUCUUCUGUGAAUAGAAUAUUGCAUGAAGGCCCUGUGGGAUAUACUCCGCAAACAACAAAAGGAUUACAGUAGAAGAAACGAGUGUUGCAUCUUGACAAGGGCUGCAGUGACCUCCAACACACUGUAACUUUUUUGCUUUGAUUAUUUUUUAUAGGGAAUCAAAGGAAGAUCAAAGGCGAUUCUACAAUGUCAGGGUUGCUGAUGUUGCCAUCUACAUCGCUUUCAAUUCAGCACUGCCCACCCUACUUAGCUUAUUCAUAAGGAGUCGCUGUCAUCGUAACGAUCGAUUGGCUGCAAUGAUAAUGAAUCACUUCCUCUGGCUGCUUCCACUGGUCUUUCCGCACCUGAGCUCUCCAGUCAUAUUGCUAGAGAGGAACGAUGGGAAUCUCUUUCACAACUGGAACCAUCUGAUGAAUGGAGAUAAAACGGUGCUGCACAGAUCCAAAAGAGACUGGAUGUGGAGGCAGUUCUUCCUGUCGGAGGAGUACACAGGAAGUAACUAUCAGUAUGUCGGCAAGCUUCGCUCAGACAAAGACAAAGGGGACGGAACUGCCAGAUACGUUCUCUCUGGGGAAGGAGCAGGCACAGUUUUUCGUAUCGAUGAGAAGUCUGGGGAUUUACAUGCUACACAGAGACUGGACAGAGAGGAAAAGGCCUCUUACACAUUGCAGGCCCAGGCUUUCAACAAGAUCACUGGCCUCCCCUUGGAGCCUGCCACUGAAUUCAUUGUCAAGAUACAUGACAUCAAUGACAAUGAGCCCAAAUUUACCAGGGCUGUCUACACUGCCAGCGUACCUGAAAUGUCAGACGUCGGUACUUUUGUAAUAGAAGUCAAUGCCACUGAUGCAGAUGAUGCCACAUAUGGAAACAGUGCUAAACUCGUGUACAGUAUCCUGCAAGGGCAGCCCUACUUCUCUGUGGAUCCUGAGACAGGAAUUGUCAGAAUAGCCCUUUCCAAUAUGGACCGGGAAGUACGGAAGGAGUAUCAGGUGGUUAUUCAAGCCAAAGACAUGGCAGGACAGAUGGGUGGUCUGUCUGGAACCACCAUGGUCAACGUUACCCUCACAGAUGUUAAUGACAGCCCACCACGUUUUGCUUACAGUUCUUACCACCUAAGCACUUAUGAAUCAGCAGAAAUCGGUUCAACUGUGGGUCGAAUAAAAGCCAAUGAUGGUGAUGAGGGAGAAAACGCUGAAAUGAAAUACAGAAUUGUAGAUGGAGACGGCAAAGAAUAUCUCGAUAUAAUUACAGAUGAGAUAUCCCAAGAGGGUGUUAUCGUUGUCAAAAAGAAAAUGGACUAUGAAAGCAAGCGCGUGUACACUGUGAAAGUGGAGGUGACUAACACACACCAGGACCCCAACUUCUUUCAUCUGGGCCCAUUCUCAGACACAGCCAUCGUCAAGGUCACAGCUAAAGAUGUGGAUGAGCCUCCGAUCUUCAGCAGGCCUCAGUAUGUCUUUGAGGUCAAUGAGGACACACCAAAAGGAACAGCAAUUGGAACCAUUACAGCCUGGGACCCCGAUGCCACAGAUUACCCAAUCCAAUAUGCAAUAGAUCACCACACAGACCCAGAGAGACUCUACCACAUCGACCCCAAGAAUGGAUCCAUCACAAUUCUUAAGUCUCUUGACAGGGAAGUGUCAAAGUGGCACAACAUCUCAGUCCUGGCCAGUGAGAUGAAUAACCCUCAUCAAAGAAGCCGUGUUCCUGUCUUGAUAAAAGUUUUGGAUGUGAAUGACAAUGCGCCAGAGUUUGCCAUGAUUUAUGAGACAUUUGUGUGUGAGAAUGUCAAAGCUGGGCAGCUUAUACAGACUAUCAGCGCCAUCGACACAGACGAUCCUCUUGUGGGUCACAAAUUUGUAUUCAGCUUGAGUUUGUUGAAUCCAAACUUCACCAUCUUUGAUAAUGAAGAUAACACAGCCAGAAUCCUGACCAGAAGAAGUGGAUUUAACAGGCGUGAAAUGAGUGUCUACUAUCUGCCAGUAGUUAUCUCCGACAGCGACUACCCCAUCCAGAGCAGCACCAGCACGUUGACCAUCCGUGUGUGCAGCUGUGACGCCACCGGGAACAUGCGUUCCUGCAGUGUCGAUGCAUUGCUGCUCUCUGCUGGCCUCAGCACUGGGGCGCUAGUGGCGAUACUUCUCUGCAUGCUUAUCCUGCUUAUGAUUGUGGUGAUGUUCUCAGCUUUAAAGAAGCAAAGGAGGAAGGAACCUCUGAUCAUCUCCAAAGAGGACGUCAGGGAUAACGUAGUCAGCUACAACGACGAAGGGGGUGGUGAGGAAGAUACACAAGCCUUUGACAUCGGCACACUGCGCCACCCGGAGGUCAUCGAAAGCAACAAGCUGCGGCGCGACAUCAUCCCCGAGAUGCUGUUUCCCUAUCACAGGCCUUCACCCAUGAAGGAGUGCGCGGAUGUCAGAGACUUCAUUAUUAGCAGACUGCAGGAAAACGACACAGACCCUUUCGCACCUCCCUAUGACUCUCUCGCCACUUAUGCUUAUGAGGGCAAUGGAUCAAUCGCUGAGUCACUGAGCUCUCUGGAGUCCUCCGUGACUGAGGGAGACCAUGAAUAUGAUUACCUCUCUAACUGGGGGCCGCAGUUUAAAAAACUCGCUGACAUGUACAUUGGAAAGGAUACGGGAGUUGCCAACUAGACUGCCAUUCAAUGACAUUGAUAUUCUCUGUAUGUCUGAUCUCACUCUGGGUUGUGAGACAUAACUUGAAAGAAGAACAACAAAAGGAUACUUCACACAUGAAGUCUUUUUUCUUUUGUUUUCUACCAACACAAGCUGAAUUUCACUUUUAUGAUGGAUUUUUUUUGUGUGGACAGUGUUGUUGUAAGGUGACUUUGUGUUAAUAAGAGAAGUGAUGGUGAUUUUGUUUUUUGUUCACUAGCAGAAAAAAAAAAACUUGACGGAGGAGCAAAAUGAAUGGAUGAUUUUGUGACUUUAAAUGACAAGACUGCCUUCAUCUUAUGACAGAUUGUAAAGGACUCUUCCCUGUUCCUCUUCAGCCCUGUCCCAAAUGUAACCCUAAGCCCUUGCGAUCUUCCUCCAAGUCACGCCUUCAUGACAUAAUGCCGCUUUGACUGUCGGGCAGACGUCUGCUGAGUGCGCAUCGAGAACGCAUAUCAUCCACAAAGUGGACGCUCUCAAACACCCUUCUGAAAUGUAAAAGGACAAACGGGACAACAUACGGACAUGCGUAUGCGGCAGCCAUUGUAAGUUCACAAGACCGCAAGUGCACAUGAAGUGUGCCAUUUGGGACAGGGCCAUGCUUUGAAGAUGGUGGUGUAUCCAGGAAUUCAUGUUGUGCUACAAUGCCAUGUUUCAUGGCAUUCAUGGAAAAAAUGAAAUGGGUAUAUAUAAGUUCUACAAAUGCAUUUCUUUUUCAUUUGAUGUUUUUUAAAUGAUUAGUCGCCCCAUUAUUGCAAUGAUUAUUAUGUUUCUAGCAUGUUAUAUGUUUGGGAACAGUUAUUUUAUUGAUUGAGUGUGUGGCUUUUCAUUUCUUAAACAACCAUGUAGGAAGACACAUCAUGGCCAUAUUCCAGGAUGACAAUGUCAAGAUUCAUCAGGCUCAAAUUGUGAAAGAAUGAUUGAGAGGGAGCAUGAAGAAUCAU